Leptopilina heterotoma is the source of this 3354-nucleotide messenger RNA. RefSeq names its product neprilysin-2-like. Gene Ontology annotation, biological process: protein processing. Gene Ontology annotation, cellular component: plasma membrane. The transcript is spliced from 10 exons. Bases 134 to 2344 code for a protein of 736 amino acids. The record is from RefSeq and is a predicted model, not a curated record. Gene Ontology annotation, molecular function: metalloendopeptidase activity. NCBI's taxonomy places the organism in Eukaryota, Metazoa, Arthropoda, Insecta, Hymenoptera, Figitidae.
AUACCUAUAUUCAGUUAAAUAAUUCGAAUACCAUUUCGUGUUUAGAUUUUGUACAAGUAAGAACUUGAAUAUAAAUAUAUUUAACUAAAAUAUCGUAACUAUCUUCAUUCAACUUUUCUUUGAAGUUAUUAAAAUGCUCAACAGCGAACUCAAAAAUUUGGAUAGGGGGAGGAGAAAGUUACCAUUAAAACUAAAGCUAUCUGUGUUAAUAUGCCUUGCAAGCCUUGUAAACUUAUCAGGAGCACAAAAUGAUAAUUCGCAAAUAAAUUUUAAUUUAAAUAAAAUUCUAUAUCCAUACGUUAAUGUAAGCGCACCGAAAGAACUGAAAAUUGCAGACUCAAAAGCAUCAGAGAACGAAACGGAUUAUUGUUUCAAACCACAAUGCAUUCAAACAGCAUCAAGAGUGUUGAAGUACAUGGAUACAAGUUCAGACCCCUGUGACAAUUUUUAUAAAUUUGCCUGCGGUCAAUUCAUCCAAAGUCAAAUAAUUACUGGACAGUCAUUUGAAUUGCGCAAUCAUUUUAAAACCCUUCAUUCUGAAAUGGUGCAGAAAAUGAAAAAUAUUCUAAAGCAAGAAUUGAAACCAACGGAACCUAAAUAUGUAAAAUUAAUGAAAACUUUUUAUCAAAACUGUAUAAAUACAGAAACUAUAAGUGAUAAUGAAAUUUCAAAACUCGUUCUGGAUUCUAUAACAAAAAUUGAUGGAUGGCGCUAUUUAAAGAAUAAUUCUUGGGAAGACAUGAGUUUCCAAUGGGAAGACUUUGAUUCCAAAUUACAAAAAGAACUUAAGUUAUAUGAAACACCUUUCUUAAGUUUGGAACUUGCUUUAGACCCAAAAAAUAAUUCAAAAUUUUUUUUGAAAAUAAAAAAACCAUCAAAACUUGAAGAGCUUACUAAGAAUUUUAAUAAAUUUAAAAAUAUUUUUGAUGAACUUAGCGAAUAUGAUAUAUCACUUGAAACUGUUUUCAAUGGAAUCGAUAAAAUAAAAGAAUUGCUUAUGAAUAUAUCUAUUCCAGAAAACUAUGAAAAAUUGGAGCCUUUUAAGAGGAUGACUGUUAAAGAGCUUGAAAAAAAAUAUUCCAAUAUUUUGUGGAAGAAAAUUAUUAAUACAAACCUACACCCAUUCACUGAAGUUAGAGAUGAUGAUAUUGUAUUAAUAUCGGAUACCACCUUCUUCAAAAAAUUUAACGAACUUAUUAAUGGUGUUUCAAAAAAUGACCAGGCAAUUUAUCUGAUGUGGGGAGCAAUUGCAAAUAUUUUGAGCUCCAAUGAUGAAAUCAGAAAGCGAUUAAAUAAUAAGGAAGUUUGUUUCAUAGAUUUGACCAAUUUUUUCCGUAAUAGUUUUGGCGCUCUCUACGUUAAAAAUUACUAUAAUGAAACAGCUAAUAACAAACACAUUGAAGAAAUGUUUACUAAUAUUUUUCAUGAGUUCCAAACAAUCAUUAAAAAUGUGGAUUGGCUAGAUAACAAGACAAAAGAUAAUGCAUUAGAAAAACUGUCAUCAAUGUACGAAAGUCGUCAAAUACUUUACAAAAUUUCUACAGACAAGGAAAUUGACGAAUAUUAUGCAAACUUGGAAAUUACAUCCGGACAUUACUUUGAGUCUAUGCUAAAUGUUAUAAAAUUUAUUAGACACUCAAUGAUUAGUGUAUUCAGAUUGCCCGUAAAUAGGUCACACAUUAUAUUUCGACGAAACUCCGCAGAUCCGGUAGCAACAAAUGUUUUCCGAUUUAAUACUGUUGGUAUAUCACAGGGCAUGUUGCAAGGAGAUUUCUUUAAUGCCAACAGACCAAUGUAUAUGAAUUACGGGUCAACUGCAUUUACUAUUGCCCAUGAGUUUGCUCAUGGUUUUGAUAAUAUUGGUAGACAAUAUGAUAAAAAUGGAUAUCUCGUUGACUGGUUGCAAGCUACAUCUAAUGAGCAAUUUAUUUCAAGGGAUCGGUGUUUUAUUUCUCAAUAUGACAACUACACAGAUGAAGAAUUCCCAGGGGAAGAAGUCUUGAGAGUAAACGGCACCCGAACGCUAGGUGACAAUAUUGCAGAUAAUGGAGGAUUAAAACUUGCAUAUUUAGCUUAUCAAAAGUGGGUAGAAGAUCAUGGACCAGAACUCUUGCUUCCCGAAAUUAAUUAUACACAAUCGCAACUUUUUUGGAUUAGUUAUGCGCAAUCUUUUUGUGAGAAGGCAACUUACUUUGCAAAAUGGCAGAUUUAUCAUAAUGACGUACACAGUCCAAAAGAAUUUCGGGUCAUUGGUUCUAUUCUGAACCGACCAGAAUUUGCAAGAGAUUUUCAAUGUCCCAAAGGUUCAAAAAUGAAUCCUGAAACAAAAUGUUCUAUUUGGUGAUUGUUCUUGAAUUCCCUCCUUCUUGAAAUAUUUCCAAAAAUUUGUAUUACUUUUAAUUAAAAAUUAAAAAUUAAAAAAUAAAGUAUUUACCGAACAAAAAAAUUAAAGCAUUAAAUUUAUAAAUUAAGACAGUACUUUCUCUAGACGAACAAUUAACUAUGAAUCAAAACAUCCUUUUUCUCAAAAAAUUGCCAUAGUAUUAUUGCCAAUCUUGUCGAUAGGGCAAUAAAGCUUUCGAAUAAAAAAUUUCAUAAGAAAUAUACCUAUUGAAUUUGUCGAAAAAAUUUUUCUGGCCUUAUGUUCCUAAUCUUUACGAAAAAAUUUCAUCUUUUCUUAUCUUAACAAUUACAACAUUUCAACUAUCCCAACGAAUAAUAAGAACAUGAAUCACAAUUUGGUAAUAAAAGGAAAAGAUAAGAGUAGAAAAUCUGAAAUCACUAACUUAGAGUAUCACCUACCUUUUCAAUUUACCUUGACAUUUUUCUUUCUUAGUUUUUUUUUACUGAUGGGUCAUUGACCCCUGUACAACGUUCAUUCGUAUUUUUCUAUAUAUUUGAUUAGUGUAUAUUGUUACCAUAGCAACGAAGAUGUACUGUCUUAAUUUAUAAUUUUAAUUUUCUUCUUUUUCGGUAAAUACUUUAUUUGUUAAAUUUUAUUCUUUAAAUUAACAAAUUGUAAAAACUUUUUUUUUUUUUUUUAAUAUUUUGUUAUAUAAUAAAUUUUACAGUUUCUGAAGAGAACAGCUGUGCUGCCGAAACGUAAAAAGAAUUGAAUUUCUUUUAUUUUAAUUUUCCUUGACUUAAGUGAUCGUUAAAUUACACUAUCUAUUAAUUAUUCCUAUUAUUACUAAGAAAGAAUUCUUUUUAAUACUUUUUAUAUAUAUUAAAAGUUCGUUUAAAUGACAUUCUGUUCAAUAAAAAUUCCAGUAAUUUUAUGAAAUUUGUAUAGUAAAUAUACUUCUAUUUCAGAUUUAAAGAAAUGACUAUUCAGUAGCGACAUUAAUAAAUUUA